Molecule: messenger RNA, 748 nt
Organism: Colletotrichum godetiae
Lineage: Eukaryota; Fungi; Ascomycota; Sordariomycetes; Glomerellales; Glomerellaceae
Exons: 2
Coding region: 281-664 (127 amino acids)
Source: RefSeq, a predicted model, not a curated record
GUACCUUUGCGCGCUUGUUCCCUCCCUUGCGCACCUCAUGGGCAAAUGUUGUCUCUCUCGCUUAUUCCUCACACGCUCAUUGAGCGCCUUUCCCUCUUCCCACCCACUCAGCCAGUGAUGCUCCUUGCACGACGCCUCGCCCGUCACCACCGAGCCAUCGGGCCUUAGUCUAUCAAUCUCUUGCUCUCUCGCCUGUUGCGCCUUCUCAUUAGUUCAUCUCGUGCGUUGGCUUAUUCUCGACCGAUCUCGCUUGUACUGGAACAGCUCAAGGUCAUCCUCAAUGCUUGGCUACCUCAUCAAGCUUGUGUUCUCGAGCCUGGUCUUUGUGCCGCCCGCUCACCAUGUCUCGCUUCUCGCCUCGACCGCUGCAAUGCAACUGCGUAGCUUAGCUUACCCUGUGCCUCUCAUCUGUCUUGUCUUCUCGUCUGAGGCGUACGAAGACACUCCUGCCAGCUCAAACAGCUGCCGCCCCGACCUCUACUCGGAAGACCACCGUCUCUUCUCGCCAACAAGGGUUCGUGUGUGGAUCAGCUUCACACACUCCAUCGUUGGCAUUGCCCUGCCCACUCAGACCUUCACACCCCUGGCUUCUCAAACGCCCUCACCCUCUGCCCUGUUCAUCGCCGAACAUCCUUUCGCUUGUGGUCGACUCAUCUUACCGUGAUUUCAUGCACAUACCUGGUGCGCUACCAUCAUCAUCCUCAUCAUCCGGCCCGGAUGAGAUAAGCGAAUACUCCCCGUAAACCUC